This is a messenger RNA of Trametes versicolor FP-101664 SS1, 1946 nucleotides long. RefSeq lists its product as uncharacterized. Gene Ontology annotation, biological process: regulation of transcription by RNA polymerase II. Bases 73 to 1734 code for a protein of 553 amino acids. The record is from RefSeq and is a predicted model, not a curated record. Lineage: Eukaryota; Fungi; Basidiomycota; Agaricomycetes; Polyporales; Polyporaceae. Gene Ontology annotation, cellular component: nucleus. Gene Ontology annotation, molecular function: DNA-binding transcription factor activity, RNA polymerase II-specific; zinc ion binding; RNA polymerase II cis-regulatory region sequence-specific DNA binding. The transcript is spliced from 6 exons.
GUUGACCACCCCGGUCUCUCCUACGAGCACUUUUCCGCUUUGAGGAGCACCCACGAGGCCGAACAGGAGGCUAUGUUCGAGCACGCCUUCGAGGGCGUGCACGACUGCGAUUGUGGCCCGGAGGCCACCGCCGAAAGCCUCGCGUGCCAGGAGUGCGCACAAGAUUGCGACAGCUCUGUCUGCGAGGUCGAGCUCACGGAAGAGUGCACCGAGCAGUGUGUCGUCGUCGCCUGCAACGAUGCCCAUCACGGCGCCGCACCCUGCGAAGAGAUGCCGGACGCUUCAUGCAGCAAAGAAUGCUUCGAGGUCGACUGCGCCGCCUUCGAUGAACUUUUCCGGUGCUGCAGUGAGUAUCACCAAGACUCACAGCAGGACUUCAGGUCCUACCCUCCAGAUUUCAAUGCCGCGUACGCCUUCAUUGCCGAUCCCGCCUUCGAUGCCUACUUCGCUGGUAGCUCGCAGGCCCCACAACCCCCGCAACGCGAGCCCGUCGCGUUCCCACCGCUAGAUUCCGCCGCGCCCACGCCGCAGCUGGUCCCCAGCCCCGCGUUCCAUCCUUCCCCAUCUCCUUUCGCUCAACAGGAUUCAACUUCGAGCACAUCCUCACCCCACGUCUCGGACCUUCCGUCGCCGGCGCUACAGACCUCCACGAGCCAUGUGUCAUUGCUGCAAUGCAAAUGGGGCGGCUGCUUCGCGACAUUUAACAACAUGUCGGAUCUCGUGGGGCAUGUCAACCUGCAGCAUCUCCGUCUACCAGGUCCCCAAGGUAGCGCUUUUGCCUCUCCGUAUAUGACGCCGCCGAACCCCGACGUCCAACGCCAAGCAGGCGCUUCUCAGCAGUCGCCAUCGGUGGCGUGUCUAUGGGAGGACUGCCAGCUGUACCCGAGCACACAGUCCGUACCGGGGCCGUCGUCAGGCAACGGGUACGACAUGCUCGACUUCCUCGCAAGCCACCUGCUUCAGGAUCACCUCGGCGUGUCUGCGCGGCCAAAUCACACACCGCCGGCCGAUGCCUUCGGACACGACGUGUUCCAGGUCCGCUCGUCCCCGCUGUCCCAUCCGCCGUCAUCGGCGGCGACACCACCACCGUCGGCGAUGCUCGAAGGCGGGCCGCCGACGCCCGUGCCCGAGCACGACUGCUCGGCGCCGUCGGCGCAUGUCUGCAAGUGGGCUGGGUGCGGGCAGAGCUUCACGUCGUGCGAUGCCCUCACGGAGCAUCUCGCGUCGACGCACAUCGGCAGCGGGCGCGCUCACUACGACUGCUACUGGGAGGGUUGCGCCCGCAAUGGCGACAACGGCUUCGCGAGCAAGCAAAAGAUCUCGCGGCACAUGCAGAGCCAUACGGGACACCGGCCGUUCCAGUGCAGUGUGUGUAGUCAGCACUUCUCGGAGGCCGCGACGCUGGCGCAGCAUAUGCGACGGCACACGCAAGAAAAACCGUACACUUGCGACUUCCCUGGCUGCGGGAAGGCGUUUGCCAUCGCGGGUGCGCUGACGAUCCACAAGCGGAUCCACAACGGCAGCAAGCCGUUCAAGUGCACGUAUUGCGACCGAGCGUUCUCGGAGUCUUCGAAUUUGUCAAAGCACCUACGGACACAUACGGGCGCGCGACCGUAUCCGUGUACCGACCCGGGCUGCAACAAGUCGUUUGCGCGGCCGGACCAGCUCGCACGGCACUCGAACGUGCACAAGAGAAAAGCGGCGGAAAGCGCGGCGAGAGCGGUCGCUACCUAGCCGCUCUUAGCGCACGUUGAGCCGCAACCUUCCGACGUUUCUCUUGAGACGGGAGUUGGUGCUAGGUGUGAGUGUAUAGGCUGCCUCGAGAGGUUGAUAGAGAGAAGACUUUGAAUCUUGCGCUUUGUCUACUUAUACUACCAGCAGUGUACUACUACGCAUGCUCCGGCGCUCUGCACGGCAGCACAGGCUGUCAAACAUGAUUCGGGCAG